AUGUCAUCGUCUUCCCCGUCCUCAAGUAUUUUAUUCAGUAAUAAUGCAGCAGCAGUAGCAACAACAAUGAACAUAAAUGGAAUUGAAAGAUAUAAUAACAACAACAGUAAUCUUCGUUCCAUUAUCUCACCGCCUUCAUCGCCAAAUUUAAAUUCUGCUGCAUCCACUUUUGAUAAUUAUAUUACACAAAUUCCAGCACAUCAUCAGUUACAAGAGCAGCAACAGCAACGCUAUAAUGCUACGGCUCAUCAACUACAAUACAAUCCUUAUCCCGCGUUCACCUCGCCCGUGAAACCUGAACCAAUUUACACAACAAACACCACUGCUAUCAAACCAGAGCCGAUUUAUCCAAUUAAUGCAACAAGAACUCGAUCACCACCAAUUGUUAUUCCUCAACCUCAACAAGGAAAUUUAAUCCAUCCAAUUGCUCAUCAUCCUGGAAAUUAUCAAUACUCCAGACAACAACAAUAUUCUCUUCAACCGUUUGAUCUUCAAAGAUCGUCAUCGAAUUCUCCCUCCUCUUCAUCUUCUAAUAUUAGCCGUAAUGCACCCGUUAAACGUAAUCCGUCAUCAAAAUCAACAAUGAAUGAACAAUCAUUAUUGUCCUCAACAAUGAAUAAUGCUCCAACAUCAACACCUCCAACAUCAAAUACAAAUCGUUAUCAAUGUACAUAUUGCUAG
Ambispora leptoticha is the source of this 681-nucleotide messenger RNA. NCBI's taxonomy places the organism in Eukaryota, Fungi, Glomeromycota, Glomeromycetes, Archaeosporales, Ambisporaceae. The record is from the annotation of a GenBank genome assembly.